AUGAUUAAAAGCGAGCUUCGAGAAGAGUUUGAAUCGGUUUUGUCGGCGCGUGUGAAGACGGAAGAGACGGCAAAUGAAGGCUUAUCAACCGUGUUAAGCGGGGCGGGACAAAGUAAGCUCGGUAAAGAAAAACAACCAGCAGAGUGCAACGUUACAUCGGCUCGUGGGACAGAUUAUUCUGCUGGUCGCCCGGUUCAAAAACCUGCAGUAUUUGACGGACGUAGUUCGUGGGAGGCGUACGUGACACAGUUUGAAAUUGUGGCGGAGAUUAACCAGUGGGACGGUCCAGAUAAAGCCGCCUUUCUGGCAACAAGUCUUAGAGGUCCAGCGCUCACGGUCUUAUCAAAUUUGCCGUCGGAAAGUCGUGUUCAUUACCCAUCAUUACUGGCUGCGUUAGAAAGCCGUUUUGGAAACAAGAGGCAGUCUGAGCUGCAUAGAAUGAAGCUACGAAAUCGUGUCAGACGUCGAGAUGAAACUUUACCGGAGUUGGCAGAAGACAUCGAAAGACGUGCCCGUCUUGCGUACCCUGAAGCACCUAUUGAAGUUCUAGAAAAUUUAACGAAAGAUCAGUUCAUCGAUGCUUUGAACGAUGAUGAAAUGCGUUUAAGAGUCGCUCAAGCUAGACCUACAACUCUUAGAGCCGCGCUCGGAAUCGCUUUGGAAAUUGAAUCGUUCAGCUUGGCCGUACGAAGAAGAUUUAGGCCAGUGAGAACAGUGCAUGAGACUCCGACUAAAACGAACACAGAAUGUUUUGUGGACCCCCAAGAGGAAACGUUGAAAAGGAAUAGCGAGUUUUUGACGGAGUUGAAGAAAAUGACCUCGGAGCUUCGUGAAGUAGUUAGAAGCGUGAAUUGA
Molecule: messenger RNA, 855 nt
Organism: Paramuricea clavata
Lineage: Eukaryota; Metazoa; Cnidaria; Anthozoa; Malacalcyonacea; Plexauridae
Source: the annotation of a GenBank genome assembly